Molecule: messenger RNA, 6621 nt
Organism: Plasmodium knowlesi strain H
Lineage: Eukaryota; Apicomplexa; Aconoidasida; Haemosporida; Plasmodiidae
Product: zinc finger protein, putative
Exons: 8
Coding region: 1-6621 (2206 amino acids)
Biological process (GO): ribosome-associated ubiquitin-dependent protein catabolic process; rescue of stalled cytosolic ribosome
Cellular component (GO): RQC complex; cytosol
Molecular function (GO): ribosomal large subunit binding; ubiquitin protein ligase activity
Source: RefSeq, a predicted model, not a curated record
AUGAAGAAAAAAAAAGUGGUCAAGUUGAAGGAGGAGUACAUGCCGAAAGGGAACUACUUUAGCAAAGAUGCCCUAUUGACCAAUAUUUUCAUGCAGAGCGCGCAGAACGCCCUGUCGGAAGUCGAGUCGAAGAAUUCUCAGUUAAUUGUUAACUGUAUAAAUAAGUUGCACAAGAAAAAUCUACAAACUAAAUUGAAGGCCAUAAAUGAACUAAUUCAACACCUCAGCAAGUACGAUGAGGACGAAGUGAGUCACCUGUUUUCCUCCUUCAUUAGCGUGUACAAAAAAUUGAUAUAUCACCCGAACUAUGGCCUGAGGGAAAACCUGAACCUGUGCCUCAAGCUAUUUAUAGUGAAAGUUAAGACGAAGAUCAAGGCCCACCUGAGUGUGUUCUUGCCGCCACUCUUUGUGUCUCUCUUCGACUACAGCAAAAAUGUAAAAAACAUCGCAGGCGAAAUUUUGCUUAUCAUUUUUCCCCCCAAGGGGAAGACCCAAGAGUCGACAGGGGUGGAAGACGCAAUCAAGCAAAAUUCAGUGAAGGAAAAAAAAACGAAACCAGGAAAGAUACGCCUGCAGGAGGAACUCAAGCUGUACGGAGUGAUCAAAAAUUUGAAGGUGAAUUUGUCGAACCUGUAUAACUGUCUCAAGUAUGUUGGUGGCCCCCUGUCUGAGGAAGUCACACGAAAUUUGAAAAAUAAAAAGAACGAUGAGGAUUACGAUUAUGGUGUGUACCUCUUCAAUGUGGUUUGUUUUUAUCCGUCCCUCUUGUACAUGAUGGUGAGAAUUGCUAAGGGAUGUGACGACAAUGGGGGGAAGCCAACUCCCCCCGUGGAGGAGAACGAUGGAAUGGUCUCACGAAAUCAGAGAGACGUGAACUCAGUGAAACAAUUCAUCCGGAAGGAGUUCCCAGCCUUCGCAAGCACGUUUAACCUCUUUUUCAAUGCAGUAAACUCAAUUUACAAAGAAAAUAAAGACAACGAGCGGGUAAAGAAAAUGCUCUUCCUAUCAGUGUACAACAUUAUAUACUUGCUGAAGAAGUAUAAACUGAACUACUCCGAUUUUGAUGAAGAAGAAGCCAACAUAUCCAUCUUCAAUUAUAUUUCUUCCGUCAUUAGCAAUAAAGAUGAGUACAUCAUGAAACAUAUAAACCACUUGUUGCUGUUGUAUUUUUUUUCGGAAAAUAAAAAAAUGAUCAAUGAUAAUUUUCUGAAAAGUUACUUGUCCCUAAUUAAGCACAACAAAAAUGUGAAGAACGACAUUUUCAAUUAUAACAUUUCUUUGUUCAUUUUUAUUUUUGAAAAAAAUGACAUUCGAGAAUUUUUUUUCUUUUUUUUUUUUUUAUUUUUGUUUUUGCUUCUCCACGGCAUGUCGUCUUCGCUAGUUGUGUACUACGACCUGUUGCACCAUUUGCUUGGCUACUUCAGAGAGGAGGUAACCCAGGGGAGAAGCUUCAGCCAAGGUGACGAUGUGGGUGCACUGUACUCCCUUUCCGAAUCUGAUUGCUACACCGUACUCAGCGAAAGCAUCUUGCACCUGCCACUAGAAACGAUCCUUGCACAGAAAAUUGGAGCGACCUACAAAUGCUCAUUCGGGGGGGCACACCAUCUAUAUGAGGUCCUCUCCAACAUAUACUACUGCCACAAGAAGAAGCCAAGUAAAGGCGGUAAGGACAAGGAUCAGUUUGAAGAGCUGAAGAGGAAAAUAAUUGCGGAGAAACUGGAGGAGGCUAACUUCAUCCGUACCUAUAUCAACUUUAUCAAGUUAUCAAAAUGUACACACACAGUAGUACUCAGUUCUUUCGACAUGCUCAGUGAGUACACUGGCGACCUGGCAAAGGAAUUGGAGGCAGACCAUACGAUGGAAUGUGAAACACUCUUUCCCCCUUCGGGGGAAUCCCCUCAGUGUGUUCACAACCCUAGCUACAAGCACAAAUAUCACGGCGUGGUUGACUUCAUUCUGAAUCUUCUAACGGAACUGAAAGAGGUGGUGUUCCCACCAGGGGGAGAAGGGGAUAGUCUUGGACAUAUAACCAGCCAAAGCAAUGCACCUGUCAGGAUAGCCUUCAUUCGAACCUUAAAGUGCACCUUCAAAAUCGCCUGCCUUCUCGUGGAGGGAAGAAAUUACGAAGCUGUUGGAAUGGUGAAGAAACAUUGGAGGCUUCUGGAGUUUCUCUUGGCGCAGGGGGAAGUGGAAGACGAAGACCUUUCGCUAGAGAGGGUAUUUUGCGUCUUUAUGGACUUCAUGAAGUGGGGAAGAAUUGGGGAGAAGGAGAAACAAAAGCAGAAGAAGGAGAAGGAGAAGGAGAAAGUGAACUUUUCAGAAGAGGCAACGCAUGAGGGAGAUGCCCUGUUCAGCUCUCUGGACGUUAGUUUGAACCUCUUAUCAUUCAUUUGCUCCAAGGGGGGGAAGUCGUGUGAUGCUCUGGCGAGGUCCUUGCAGGAGGCACAUUUUGAAGCACCUCCAACUGAAGAAACUGUCGAGGAACAGCUAACCAUUUGUGUGAAGCUCAUCAAUUUUAUGAAGAAGGAACGCACCAAGUUUUUCGACCUCUCUAAAACAGCUCUGGAAAUAUACAGUUACUACCUUCUGCAGGAUGUAAGAGAUGAACGUGGUAUCCGAGGAAGAGGCGCAUCACUGAAGGCGUUUUAUGCCGCCGUGCAGAAGGACACAGAAAACUAUCCUAACCUCUUUGGAGAGGAGUUCUACCAAGGUGUAUUCCAUGCGUAUAAGAAAAAAAUGAACUUGAGUGGAUCCCUCCCGGAUGAAGAUUUUUCCGCUUUCUUCACCUCGUAUGCAAUGGGAAAAAGGGAGGAUAUUAUCCCACUGGAAGAUAUCCACCUACAUUUGUUGUUAGGAAUUCUCUUGAAUGUGAAAGACGAACAUGUAGAGAGAUGUAUAAAGGAGUUGUACAUGUCGUCAAGACUAAGUAAGGACAGUAUAUUAUCCUUCCUUCUGGUAAUGCGGGAUAUGUACAAAUGGUGUAGGGAGAACGAUGAUGAGGAGAAAACGGGAAAGUUGUGGUCCUCCUUCACAUCCACCGUGAAACUAUUUGAAGACGAUUGUAAUGAAAAUGAAAGUGAUGAUGAUGACACAAGUGAAGUGGGCGAGGGAGACCAUUUCAAGAUUGGUUUACUUGUGAGGAAUUCUUUGGUAAAGCUAACCUGCAUUGGUGAGGAGGAGGAAGAAGAAAACACGAACUGCGCCUUGCCUGACAACGAUUUGAAGAGGGAAGACGAAGAACAUCACGCAAAAGGAAACGUUCAACAGAAGAAGAGUGAAGAAGGAUUCUUGUUAUUACGCAGGAGGAAUAUCCUAAAUACGAAAUUCAUAGAGCGAAUGCUAAAUGUGUACAAACUAUACUAUCAAGUAGAAUGUUUUUCUGUUGGCCACUUGAAGGAAUUCACCAUGCUAUGCUUCGAUGAGACCACUCCAGUGGCAAGUGAGGAGAAGGUACACAAAAACCAAGUAUAUCCAUUCUGCACGUUCUACCAUUUUGCAUAUGCCAAUAUUAGGAGUAUAUCGUUGUUCUAUCACAUCGUUAGCUUAAGAGAUAAGAUAGAAACAUAUGAAGCGGAUGAAAUGGGAAUGUUGGAUCUGCUCAUUUAUGUGUAUAGAGAGUUGCAGAGGAAAAAGCGCAAGAAGAAAAUACCUGACAAGCAUGUGAGGAUAUCAGACUUGGUGUGUGUUAUGAAGCAGGUGAAUAAAUGGGACAUCUUCAACAUUUGUAGAGACAUACUAACGAAUCGAAGAACUAGUGGAGAAUUCUCUGUCGAUACGAUGAGGGAUAUCAUACGCGAGCUGAACAACUUUAAGGUGAAGAGUUUGUUCGACUUGCAGGUGAAAAUAUUCCUGUUUGAGGAGUGCCUCCUCUGCGAUGGAGGGACCUCUCACCUUUGUCAUGUUUGCGACAUUAACGGAGAUGGUGUUCCCAGGGGUGAUGUCCCAGAACGAGAUACGAAGCAAUACGAAGACGGAAUCGUCAAGUUGAAGGAGCGACUGCCGCGAGAUCUUCAUGCCUACGUGGAGAAGAACCUGUCCCUCAGCGUCAAAGGAGAGCUACCAUGCUUAAAUCUUUUGUACCACCUAAUUUGCAUUAGUAACAGAUACCCAGACGUUAAUCUGUUCGAGUAUACCAUCGUGAAGAGGAAGGUUCUUUUGGAGAUGGCCCUCCAGUAUGUUACUUGGAGCAACUUUGAUGUAUUCUUCUGUUGCCUUGGCUUUGUGAGGGGUGGCCUUCUCAAUGGUGAGGAAAGCAUAACCAACGAUAGAGAGAACAUGCCAAAGGAUGGAAAAGACACAACCAACGGUGUUCUCCCGAAUGAUAUCCCAACGAAGGAUGUCCCAACGAAGGAUGCCCCCCCGAGUGAAGCCCACCCCGUGGAGGAGGCCUUCCGCAAGUAUCUAACCACUCUGAAGAACUUCUACCGAAAAAUGCACGACGAGCAGAGCGCACUGCAUAGGCAGAAAUGGAAGACUCUAAAUGAGGCCUUAACAGGAAGUGACACUGGUAAGAAGGUACUUCCCCCUCUAGUUAACGGAAAACUAAACAUACAAAAAAGCAGAGAUAAAAAAAUGGAAGGCAAAAGAGAGUCUCACCAAUUAUUGCAUUCGAAGAUGGGUUUACAUUUUUUGAAGUACACAUAUAUGAAGUGUCAAAAGGAGAAAAAAGCAUACCUAUCUACUUUUAAGGAUAGAGACAAAAUCACAGCCAAUCUAGUGAAGCUUGUUUACUUCAUCCUCUCCAUUAGUUACCAUGACGAUGGAUUAGUGGAUUAUGAAAUUGUGACCAUGGCUAGACAAAUGCUCAAGCUGCUUAUACAGAUGGAUGAAAAAAAUAUUAAAUCCCUUUACAAGAUUUAUUUAUUCUCUCUUCCAGAUGGUGUUACUCACUUUUUCGACUACCUUACGACGGAUAUAUUUCUUCUAAAUGAAUUGAAGUUAAGUAGACAUGGGUUAUGCAAAUUGAUGAGAAAAAUACUGGAUCUUUAUGUAAACACUUAUUAUCUUUUUAUUCUCUUUUCAAAUGUAGAAAAAUGCAGAGAUAGCAAUUUUUUCAUUGACAGAACGAUGAGCAUUCUUAUCAUGAAUUACUUUUUUUUUUCUGAACUGCAUAAGUUGAGAGGUUCCCAUAUGUUUGCUUUUGGUGUGAUAAAUUCCUAUUUGCAUAUUAAUGAAGGGGGGAAGAACUUAUUUCUGCUUUCCGCUGCAGGGGAGGAGGUUGAUGGACAUGCCUGUCGGGUCUUAGGCGUGGAACGGGACGGGCAACACGACGUGGAAGCGGGUGCACCAGGUGUGGGAGUAACUACUAUGAGAAGUCACUCCAACAUGGAAUGUGGAGACUUGUGGAACCUCCCUGACGAUAGCGAUGAGGCCUUUUUGAGCGAACCUGUUGUGGACACCUCCAAAAAGAAGAGCAAGGAAUCCCCAGUAAGCGAACAGAAUGAAGUAAACAGAAAAGACACUCCAAACCGUAGUGGAGAGAGUAGUCCCACCUUGAGCCCAACCAAGGGGGUUCAAAAGAGCGAAGAAGAAACAUCACAAAGUCAUGGCAGUCGAAACGAUACUCCUCCAUCUGUACGUUUGUCUUCUCAAGGGAACCGCGCAAAGAGAGAUGAUAAUUCCAAAAAAAAAAUGAACCCGUUGUACGCAUUGAAGAAUCAACUGAAGAAUCCAUCUCUGCUAAUCGACCUUAACAAAAAUAUUAUGGAUUUGUAUUCCUUUGUCCUCGACUUAAAUUAUUUGAAAAUCCUUCUCUCUAUGUUAAACAUAUCUCUAUCCUCCGAGUAUUUUAUUUACGAGCCUGAAUUACACCAACAGUUCAUGGCCUUUGUGGAAAGUAACAAUUUAUGUGUUGGUGAUUUUUUGAGCGAUGUUAGGCGCGUUGGAAACAUCCUUGAGGAGGGCGCAGGUAAAAACAAGUGGGAAGGCAACUCAUCUGGAUGUAAUCAGUUGGACAAUCUUCCCUUCCCCUUUAAACACAGAAAAAAGUUCUACAUCUUUCUGCUGGCCCUGCAUCUUAUCCUACGCCUCAUAACGAUUUACCCGAACGAGUGUAUCACCAUAACGAACGAAGCAAAGUUACAUGACAUUGUAAAUUUCAACAGAAUUCUCUUCUCAAAUAUAAUUAUUGCGAACCAGAUAAACGAAUUGAGAUUCAUUUCCACUGAGUACAUUAACACCACGUUCCAAUAUGAUCCCCUUACAAAAACGCUCACAUUUAAAUACAAGAUAAAGGAAGACGACAGUGAGCAGUACGAGGACGUCACUGCCAAGUUGACUUUGACUUUCCUUCCCAACUAUCCGUUCUCACAUAUGGUGAUAAGUGACAGGAUAGAAUCUCUAGACAAGAAGGCCCAAGUGCACAACUCCAUCAAGAGCAUGUACAAGUAUGCCCGGACGGGCAACAUCAACGAGAUGUUCGUAAAAUUUGACAGUCUAAUGAAUGGCUACUUUGAGAAUAAGUCCCAAUGCAACAUCUGCUUUAUGAUUUUGUACGAGACGAAGACAUGUGACAAGGCUUGCUCCCAGUGCGGCACAUCCUACCACAGCUACUGUCUACACAAGUGGUUCCUGACUUCCCACAAUACCAAGUGCCCAUCGUGCCAAAUGCAAUUCACUUAG